Xenopus laevis (African clawed frog) is the source of this 3502-nucleotide messenger RNA. RefSeq names its product FKBP prolyl isomerase 9 L homeolog (gene fkbp9.L). The record is from RefSeq and is marked provisional. Gene Ontology annotation, cellular component: endoplasmic reticulum. NCBI's taxonomy places the organism in Eukaryota, Metazoa, Chordata, Amphibia, Anura, Pipidae. Gene Ontology annotation, molecular function: isomerase activity; peptidyl-prolyl cis-trans isomerase activity; calcium ion binding.
AUGAAGUAUAACUUUGCAGGAUCACUGGGAUGUCCACGGCUGCACUUCAGCAAGAGCUUGGGUUAAUAUCUGCACAAGGCAAGGAAGUCACUCGCCUCCAUUACUAUUGUGGGCAGCAGGACUGGGUGAGAUAGAUUAGGAGCAGCAGAGACCUGCCAGUGCCUCUAAUUUAGCCCCUGCUCUGUUUCUAAUUUCCCACCGCACUCACAUCAAGGGCUCUAAAUUUAAUCCAGCCCUCUGCCUACACCCCUUGCCGUUGCCCCUGCUGUGCCAUGGCUUUUAGACAGAGAACAAGCCCGGCAGCCUUCCCCAGUUCGGUGGUGCUGGGCAACCGCUGGCCGGUUCUGGCCCUUCAGGCUGCUUUCCUUGUGAGCUUCGUAACUUGCAACGAUGCCCCACCGGUGCCUGACGACCAACUGCACAUAGAGAAGCGAUGGGUGCCCGAUACCUGCCAGCGACAUGUCACAGAGGGAGACUUUGUGCGGUACCACUACCAUGGAACCUUCCCCGACGGGACUAAGUUCGACUCCAGUUAUGAUCGGGGCUCCACAUAUAAUGUAUUUGUGGGUAAGGGCCAAAUCAUAGCCGGGAUGGACAAAGCCCUCCUGGGGAUGUGUGUCAAUGAAAGACGAUUUGUAAAGAUCCCGCCCACUCUUGCCUAUGGAAGCAAGGGAGUAGCGGACGUGAUCCCCCCGGAUGCCAUACUGCACUUCGAUGUCCUGUUGUUGGAUAUCUGGAACCCCACAGACACGGUUCAGGUGGAGACGUAUUAUAAACCAGAGAACUGCACUCGUCAAGUUGAAGUAUCCGACUUCAUACGUUACCAUUACAAUGGGAGUCUGAUGGACGGCACCCUGUUCGACUCCAGUCACAAUCGAAUGCGAACCUACGACACUUACGUUGGAAUCGGCUGGCUCAUCCCCGGCAUGGAUAAGGGUCUUUUGGGAAUGUGUGUAGGGGAAAAGCGAAUGAUCACGGUUCCGCCGUUCCUUGGAUAUGGAGAAGAUGGUGAUGGUAAGGAUAUCCCUUCCCAGGCCUCUUUGGUAUUUGACGUGGUCUUAUUGGAUUUGCACAACCCCAAGGAUGGCAUCACCGUGGAGAGUCACUAUGUGCCUGAAGACUGCGAGAGGAAAACUCAGGUUGGGGACUUCAUCAGAUAUCACUACAAUGGAUCCCUGCUGGACGGCACCUUCUUCGACUCUAGCUAUUCCCGCAAGCGCACUUAUGAUACCUACAUCGGAAAGGGUUAUGUGAUAGCUGGCAUGGAUGAAGGCUUACUUGGCCUUUGCACCGGAGAAAAGAAGAGGGUGAUCAUUCCACCACAUCUCGGUUAUGGGGAAGAAGGGAAAGGGAAAAUCCCAGGGUCGGCUGUGUUGGUGUUUGACAUCCACGUCAUUGACUUCCACAAUCCGCAGGACUCUGUCGGCAUUGUCUCCCUGUUUAAACCCAGCAACUGCUCCGUACUGAGCAAGAAGGGAGACUACGUGAAGUACCACUAUAAUGCCACCCUCAUGGACGGCACCGUGCUGGAUUCAACGCAUCAAUACGGCAAAACGUAUAACAUUGUGCUCGGAUCAGGCCAGGUGGUAAUGGGGAUGGAUAUCGGCCUUCAGGAUAUGUGCAUCGGAGAGAAGCGGAGCAUUGUCAUUCCUCCACACCUGGGCUAUGGGGAGGCUGGAGUGGAGGGAGAAGUGCCUGGAAGUGCCGUUUUGGCCUUUGACAUUGAGCUUUUGGACUUGAUACCUGGACUUCCUGAUGGGUACAUGUUUGUGUGGAAUGGGGAGGUAUCUCCCAACCUUUUUGAAGAUAUUGACAAAGAUAAAAAUGGGGAGGUCGUCUUAGAUGAGUUCUCUGAAUACAUUGAUACCCAGGUUAAGGUGGGAAAAGGAAAACUAGCACCGGGUUUUGACCCCAACAAGAUCAUAGAGAACAUGUUUACGAACCAAGACCGAAAUCAAGAUGGCAAGAUCACCGAAGAGGAGUUCAAAUUGAAAGACCAAGAAGACAAAGAGAUACAUGAUGAACUGUAAUAGUAGUAGAGUAGAGGAUUUUCUGAAAGUCUGUACCUGAACGGACUGUGGGAAAGAGAAUCUAGUGUAACAGUGCGUUUUAAUUGGCUCGAUUUUAAAUAAUUCCAUCCUCUUGAUGGAUGUGUUAGAGUCAGAUUUAGCCAUCAAAUUCAGAUUAUAAAAAAAAAGUCAGAAUAUGUUCCUCGGGGGAGGAGACAAUUCAAUAUAUUUGCUGUAGACGGAAGGUGUCCAAGGUAAAGAAAGCAAAGAACUUCUCCCUUGCCAUGAAAUGAUUAUGCAUUUUACAGGCCCUCCUUGAUGGACACUUUACCGGAAGAUUUAAUUAUUGAAUUCACAUUUGGGAUAAAAAAGACCGACAAUGUUCCUUGGGGGUGUAACCAAUUCAGUGCCAUAGAUUGAAUGUGACCAAGUCUACUCCAAAGAAAGAAAAUCAUUUAAUAUACAAAUGUAUCUAUUUUUGCCAUUAUCUGAUAAUACAUGACCUUUUGCAAAAAUGCACUGCAGCUUAUUGGGUUAGCAAGGCCAUAUUGCAGUGCUGGGGUCCUGAGUUCAAUUCCAACCUGAGUUCUAUCUGCAGGGAGUUUGCAUUUUUCCCCGUUGUGUCUGUGUGGGUUUCCUCUGGUUAUUUCCAUACUCCAAAAACAUACAGGCAGGUUUAUUGGAUCCUGAUAAUAUUGUACAUUGGGAAUGUGAUAGGGACCUUAGAUUGUAAGCUCCUGUGGGACAGAGACUGAUGUGAAUAAUAAACAAUCUUUAACAUGCUGUAUAAAUGUGUCGGGAGGGAGGAUGAUGAUGAUAAUCAAAAUGACUAACUUGUACAUAUUUCAAUAAACAAGUCGGGCAUUGCUAUUUUAAAUGACUUCUUUGGUACAGUACUGAAUACGUUAGAGCAGGUAUAUAUCCCAAUAUUUGUGCCAAACAGCAGGAGACCGACAGUUUGAAAACCAGUGAGCUAGAAGUUGGCAGUCUACCAACAGAACACUGGUUAGUGUCCACAGAAUUUCGAAAGUAAAAAGAAAACUACAACCCUCCAAACAGGACUCUCCAAGUUGAGGUCAUACAUCAGCUCCCAUCAUGCUCAGUGACUUGGCUAAUGGAAUCGGAAGUAGGCUGCUGAUCUUUAUUCUUGUACAAAGGUCCCAAAUUAUUGUCGGAACAUUUACUGGAGAUAGAUAUAUAGGUCAGUGCAUUACAUAUAUCAGUAUUGGCCGCUGUGUACAACAUCUUGCUGCCUGGGGUCUUAGGUUCGAUUCCAGCCAGGGCACUGUCUGCAAAGUGUUUAUAUGUUAUUCCUGCCUGCUCUCCAAAAACAUGGUGUGCAUUUGGCUUCUGAUAAAAGUGAUGAUAUUGUGGGUGUAUGCAAUAGGAAUUUUAGACUGUAAGCUCCACUGGGGUAAGGACUGAUGUGAAUGAUGUAUAAUCUCUGUAAAGCGCUGUUGUUGGUGCUAUAUAAAUAAAGGAUGAUAAUAAUA